AUGGGUCUUCAGCUUUGGGGCGCCUUCACGCCCGAGCAGCGACGCAACAUCGCUAUCUACACGCUCGGUAUCAUGUGCUACAAGUUUGCCCUUGAGUACUUCAACGGCUCCUUCAUCACCCAGGCCAACGAGCGUUUCGGUGCUCGUCGUUUUGAGAAGAUCGCCAUCUUGACCGGUACCAACUACGCCGCCCAGUGCAUUGGUUCCAUCAUUGUCGCUCCCUUGAUCAAGCGCUUCCCCACCCGCUCCGUCCUCGCCUGCGCCGUCCUCACCUUCGGUCUCAUCUCCACCAUCCCCCUCAUCGCCGACGCCGCCACUGGCGGUGUUCUCAAGUUCAAGACCGCCAACAACCGUACUCGCUACGGUACCUGGUCCCCCAACGGUCUCUUCCCCAUCUACGUCAUCUCGGGUAUCUCUUACGGUACCGUUGAGCUGAUCCGCCGUGUCAUCCCCCGUGACAUUGUUGGUGGUGAUGUCAACCGUCUCCGAAAGAUGGACGCCUUCGUCCACGUCAUGUACGAGGUCGCCGGUACCACCGGUGCCUUCACCUCGACCUCGCUCAUUGGCAAGUUCGGCUACAACUACUCUGCCUUCCUCUCGCCCGUCCUCUUCACCCUCGCUGCCUGCAUCUGGAUCUGGAUCUCGUCGCUCGGUGAGAGCCAGAAGUCCGAGGAGGAGUCGCGCCUUGCCCGCGUCGAGGUCGAGAACCGUGGUCUCGCCAUGUCGAUGCUCGACGGUGUCCGUGCUUUCGGCAAGGCCUUCUACUACGGUGCCUACCUCAUCUUCACCGACCGCCGAUUCAUCUGGCUCGUGCCCGGUUACGCCUUCGCCCUCUACGGUCACCGAUACCUCGAGAACGGUCUCGCCCCCAUCUACGCUCGUGGUGUUAUCGGUGUCUCGUCCUACUCGCAGAUCAUCGUCGGUGGUUCCAACUUCGGUGAGCUGCUCGGUGCUCUCUCGGUCAUGAUCUUCACCAACGCCGUCCCCUCGCCCAUGCCCUGGUUGCGCCUCGACGCUCUGCUGCUCAACCUCGUCUGGGUCAUGCCCUUCUUCCCCUACACUCGUGGUGCCGUCUCGUCCGCCUGGAAGCUGGCUGCCGUCUUCAUCCCCAUCUCGUUCGGUUGGGCUGCUGGUGACGUUUCGCUCGCUGCCUACAUCCAGUCCACCCUCGCCCGCAUGGAGGCCAAGGACAAGGACGUCUCCGCUCUGGGUGCCGUCAUGGCCUUCCUCUACGUCACCUACAUUGUCAUGUACUCCCUCAUCUCGACCUUCCUGGGUCGAUGGGUCGACCGACGUCUCCGUGGCCUCAGCGGCGUUGCUGCCAUCGAGCGUGCUCGUGACUCUCUCAAGUACGUCGGUGGUGUUCACUUCACCAUCCUUUCGAUCAUCAUCAUCGCUGCCACCUUCAUCCCCAAGGGCUCGCUCGCCUUCAACCCCAAGACGAUCGACCCCAGCCUGCUCAAGAACAGCGACGAGGAGAGCGACACCUCGAGCCAGGAGAUCAAGGAGGCCAAGUACCAGGAGCGCGACUCGUUCGCUCCCCAGGACAUCCAGGGCGACGCCGUCGGUGCUCUUGCUCAGAACACCGCCGCUCGUGUCCCCUCGCGCGUCUAA
Molecule: messenger RNA, 1614 nt
Organism: Kalmanozyma brasiliensis GHG001
Lineage: Eukaryota; Fungi; Basidiomycota; Ustilaginomycetes; Ustilaginales
Product: Major facilitator superfamily
Exons: 1
Coding region: 1-1614 (537 amino acids)
Biological process (GO): transmembrane transport
Molecular function (GO): transmembrane transporter activity
Source: RefSeq, a predicted model, not a curated record